AUGCUCGCUGCCAGCAACCACUCGCCCGUCAAUGCUUUGCACAUGUGCAUGGUGCUGCAGCUGCUGCCAGUGAAACGCCCGAAUGGCUGCAGCCAGGGCAGGGACCCGGGGACAUCUGGGCUGUCCCUGCUGCUGCUCCUCUGCCGGGGAGGGACCCUGGGCUGUGCCUCGGUGGCCAUGGGCUCAUCUGUUGUGCCCCUGGGCUCGACCAUCACAGCAUCCUGCACCAUCAGGAGCAAGCUCUGCCGCGGCUUGGAGCAGGGGAAAGUCCAGAUCACCUGGAUGCUGGACAACGAGCCCAUGGCCGGGAGCCAGCACCAGGGCCCGGGGGGCACAGAAGUGUCCAACCUCACCCUGCCCCGGUUCAACCGCACGCAGGCCAAGCUGUGGUGCUGGGUGGAGUGGAACAGGACCAAGCAGCGCGUCGGCAUGGCUGAGAUCAGGGCGGGCUGUAAGUCAGCUGCUGCCACGGGUCACCCGCGUGUGCACACGCGCACUCGACAGAGGUGCAACCUGGCGCCGGGGUUCGCACGUCUCCUCCCCAAGACGCGUGUCUGCCCCGGGCGAGCCAGGCAGAGCCGCUGGGGCGGGGGGCGCAGCCGGGGGUUUUGGAGCGGUUUCACCCCAUCCUCGCCUAGGGGUCCGGGCAGGCCAGCGCCCCGCCUGCAGCUCGUGGUGUUCACAAUGGCCCCGUGCGAGGCCACGGCCCUGCGCGCCGCCCGCCGCAGCACCUCUCCAGCUUUCUCCCUGGCUCUUCCUCCAGCCAAGCUGGACCCCCCGGCCCUGCAGAGCAUCCAGUCCAUCCCCUUCCAGACCGACUGCAUUGCCCUGGCCUGGGAGGUGGCGCGGAGCAAUGCGCACAUGGAGCUGCAGUGCGAGCUGCGCUACCGGGCACCUGAGGACCCCGCCUGGGCUCUGGUCACCGGCAUCGUCGGCCAGGCUGGCCCCACCCAGUGCUGUGGCUUCCUCUUCGGCGUGCAGUACCACUUCCAGAUGCGGUGCCGGCGGAGCUCAGCGCGGGGCUACUGGAGCGAGUGGAGCCUGGGCAGGAACUACACCACCCACGAGAAAGCCCCCACGGGGAAGCUGGACGCCUGGUGGAGCGCUCGGCCGGCCGGGGCAGGCGGGUGGCUGGAGGUGCAGCUGCGCUGGAAGGCCAACUUCUCCGCCCCGGCGGGGACCAGGAGGGUCUAUCUGUCAGCCUACAACGCCGCUGGCGAGUCGGCAGCGACCGAGGUCAUCCUCCUGGAGAGGAAAGGUCAGCCCCUGGCCAGGCUCCAGGCCGUGCCCGGGGGCGAGCACAGCUUCUGGGUGCGCUGGGAGGCCCCGCCGGCCCCGGUGGCUGCCUACGUGCUGGAGUGGGAGCGGUUCUGCACAGCACCCGGUCGCUUGUCCUGCUCCGUUUCAGCACCCUCCUAUGCCCCGAAGCUCCACCUGAAGAGCAUCAGCAAGUCGGAUGCCGAGCUGUGCUGGGACCCGGUGCCAGUUGAGGUGCGGAACGGCUUUAUCACCAGCUACACCAUCUUCUGGGCCAACAGUCAAAAGCCGGCUCGGUUCAGGCUGCUGAUGAAUAUUCUCAUCUGUACCGAGCUGUGCCGCUCCGAGGUUGCCUCUGGGUCUCGCUGCCUCUGUGCUCCUCCACUGGAGUAG
Messenger RNA from Egretta garzetta (little egret), 1650 nucleotides. RefSeq names its product colony stimulating factor 3 receptor (gene CSF3R). Gene Ontology annotation, molecular function: protein binding; cytokine receptor activity. The record is from RefSeq and is a predicted model, not a curated record. NCBI's taxonomy places the organism in Eukaryota, Metazoa, Chordata, Aves, Pelecaniformes, Ardeidae. The coding region runs from base 1 to 1650 and encodes 549 amino acids. The transcript has 12 exons. Gene Ontology annotation, cellular component: membrane.